AUAUUUCGAAGUUAAAUACUACUAGCUAAUAAUUUCAAUUAUCCAAACAAUAUUCAGUUAAAUUUUAUUUUGUAAUUUGACAAUUAUCAUAAUAGGUCAUAUGAAUAUAUGAACUGUAGGAUAUAACAAAUAUAUAAGCCUGCUUUUUGUUUUUCUUUGAUUGCUAAGAGUUUUGACAAACUGUGUAACAGUAGUGCCAUUCUUUACUAGAGAAAAGUCAAUGAAGUAAUCGCCAUUCACCCAUGUGGUGAUGCACAAAGUGGACGUGAAGGCUACUUAGUCGGAAAACGAGUGACCAAGCAAAGUGAGCAAUUACUCACAAAGGAUGUUGUAGUGAUAUAGUUUUAAAGGCUACCAUUCUAGCGGUCCUGCCGCUUCUCUCACAUAAGGGUCUCAUCAGCCAAGAGUUACGAUGACCUGCCAUUGCGUCUUCACUGUGGUCAUUUCGGUGUCUGUGUUACUGUCCAUGGUAGCAGGUGCGCCCACAAAUGGCCUCUCAUCUUCCAAUGAUGUGGCCAGGGAUUCGGAUUUAUAUACGGUGUUAGUAGAGGACAAUGAAUGGCCAGAACUUUCCAGCCGCUACAUCCAGGAAUUAUCUCCCCUUGAGCCUCCUGAAGCUGUCGAGUACGUCCAGGAUGACGAGGAUGUCAACAAAAGACUGCAGAGACUGUCGGGAUAUAGCAACUUCCUUCUUCCAGAAGCUUUUAGGAAAAGAGGAAUUUACGAUGCCAAAAGAUUAGCUUUUUUCAAGAGAAGCAGUUUAAAUGAACUUAUCAGACGACUAAUGGCAUUGAGAGGCAAUAAUUAUACAGAUGGCAGGGCCUACUAUAUGAGAUUUGGUGCAGGAAAAAAGUAGUCGAACUUGUUAAUCCAAUGUAAAGAAAGCGAGCCCACACUAUGAGUUUUAUUCCGAUACUAGAUCUAGUUUCAUUUCGCAAGGGCUGAAAAGCUUUAUACCAGAAUGUUCUUCACAAGUGACUGAAAUCUUUGUAAUUUUGUAUUAAAAAGUACUUAAUAAACAAAAGAGAAACAAAAAAACAACAACAAUAUUUUACAAUAUUGCUCGCUAAA
Messenger RNA from Biomphalaria glabrata, 1071 nucleotides. RefSeq lists its product as uncharacterized. Bases 413 to 856 code for a protein of 147 amino acids. The transcript is spliced from 4 exons. Lineage: Eukaryota; Metazoa; Mollusca; Gastropoda; Planorbidae. The record is from RefSeq and is a predicted model, not a curated record.